AUAUAAAGGAGAGAGACGGCUUGGAGCAGACGGCUGAGACGGCCCUCCGAAACCUGGCCUGAGUACCCCUCUAUUCCCCCUUCACCCUCCCUCCCACCCCGCCUGGGGCACCUCCUCUCCUCUCUCUUCACCCCAGGGGGGCAAUCUCUGAUCUGUGACCCCCCUGUAAUAUAGGGGGCUUUAUAUCGCCCCUACUGCCUCUAUCAGCCCCCCUUAUUGUGAUACCCCCUGUGUGAAGACGGAGGGGGCUGUUAUUUUAUUGCCCUAAUCCCCAUAUGUGGGGGGAGUCCUUAUAACUGCCCCAUCCCCCCUAUCACCCCCUCUCACUGGGCGGGAAGGGGAGCUCUGGUAUAUUCCUUUCUGAAUACCCGCUGUGUGGGCAGGGAGUAAUCCCUUUUAUACCCCCAUAUAAUACCCCUCUAAUUUAUCCUCCCUGUAUAAUACCCCAAGGGGUAAUUUAACCCCUCCCCCCAUGUAAUCUCAGUUUGUGCAUAUAGUAAUCCCUUUAAUUGCCCCCACCCCCUCCAUAUGUGUAUUUUAUUACCCCCCAUGUAAAUUCCCUGUGCGGGUCAUUUAUUGCCCCCUCCUGCAUUUAAGUGCCCUGUUGCUCCUCCCCAUAUGUAAACCCCCCACCUCCUGUGUGAGUUCCUUUAUUGCCCUUUUUGUAUUAUCUGUUGCCCCCCUACAUUGAGAGUGAGGGGGAGGUGUGGGUUGCUGGUAAGGCUUUCUUCCCUUUGUUUGUCGAUUGGGAAAGAGGGGUAUUUAGGACAGGGAUAUAUAUACCCCCUUCCUAAUCACUAAACUGUUGGAUAUGGCGUCUUCGGCUAAUGCCAACCCCGUGCCUAAAUUGUACAGAUCUGUCAUUGAAGAUGUCAUUAACGAUGUACGAGAACUCUUUCUGGAUGAAGGGGUCGAUGAGCAAGUCCUUAUAGAGCUCAAGACUCUGUGGGAGAGCAAGUUAAUGCAAUCAAAAGCAGUGGAUGGGUUUCACUCCGAAGAGCAACAGCUUCUCCUGCAAGCUCAGCAACAGCAGCAGCAUGCUCAACAUCACCAUGUGCAUCAACAGCAACAGGCGGCCGCCCACCAGACGCAGGCACAACAAGUUCUUAUCCCUGCUUCACAUCAAGCCCCCCAGCAGCAAGUUCUACUUCCAGAAUCCAAGCUGAUCCAUCAUAUGACCCAGCAAGGCUUGAGUUCAGCAGCGGCAGCCGCCACCUUGGCUUUACCAGCAGGUGUGACUCCUGUUCAGCAGCUCAUCACUAAUUCAGGUCAACUCUUACAAGUGGUCCGGGCAGCUAAUGGAGCACAGUACAUCAUUCAGCCUCAGCAGCAAAUGGUCCUGCAACAACAAGUCAUCCCCCAAAUGCAGCAAGGUGGGGUGCAGGCCCCAGUAAUCCAGCAGGUUUUAGCUCCUCUCCCUGGGGGUCUCUCACAGCAAACAGGAGUGAUCAUACAACCCCAGCAGAUAUUAUUUACGGGCAACAAACCGUCUGUCAUCCCUACCACCAUGUCGGCUACACAGGCCUCUGCCCAGGCCCAUCUUACCAUGGCAAGUCAGCAGCAACAGCAGCAAGCGCAGCAAGGACAACAGCAGGCGCCACUGGUCUUGCAGGUAGAUGGAGCAGGUGAUACCUCUUCUGAAGAAGAUGAAGACGAGGACGAAGAUGAUUAUGAUGAGGAGGAAGAGGACAAGGAAAAAGAUGGUGAAGAUGGCCAGGUGGAAGAGGAACCACUCAAUAGUGGAGAUGAUGUGAGUGAUGAAGAGGGCCAGGAAUUGUUUGACACAGAAAAUGUUGUUGUCUGCCAGUACGAUAAGAUCCACCGGAGUAAAAACAAGUGGAAAUUUCAUCUCAAAGAUGGGAUCAUGAACCUGAACGGACGAGAUUUUGUCUUCUCCAAAGCCAUUGGAGAUGCCGAGUGGUGAGGCAUCUGACCCCUUCACUCAGUCAAGGUUUCCAUGGGCGGAAGGUGAUUCAGUGAUUCAUUGUCAAAAUAUCAGCCCUGACUACUGGAGACAUUUCAUCUUUCCUGGAACUUAAUACAAGAGACUGAAAAGUGCCCAAAUACUCCACUAGAAACCAUGUACUGGAGCGAUUCAAAGGACACGUGCCGCUAGCUUCUAAGCUGCUGCUUUAGGUGUAACGUUAACUUGGUCUUGACUGGACAAAGCUGACCCCUGCAGCGACCAUUUUAAAUUAAUGUGCAACUCUUUUAAAUUUUUCUCCUUUUUUUUUUUUUUUAACUUUUUGAGUGUUUCUGGCUUAUUGCAGAGAUUGUACUAACCUUGCAUUGGCUGCAUUAGAAACUGCAGACCUAUUGCUACUGUUUUUUUUUUUUUUGUCUGGUGUGCUGCAGUUCCAGACACAGUCCUUUCACCUCAAUGUCCUCCUGGCUUCCAGUUGAAAGCGUGUAUUGCUCAUUCUGCGUGUGCUUUCUGUACUUGCAGGCGAGCACCUCCUGUUUUUGUUUUGUUUUUAACAACUGCACCGGAUAUUUAGAAUUCUUCUUACACAUGUUCUGUGGUCGGGUAAGGGGGGACAGGUGCCACAUGCUUACAAACUAAUGUAGUGUGAUUCUACAAUUCUAAAUCUGGUCAUUUGUUCCAGCAUCCAACGAAUUGCUAAUAUUUUGAAUAAAUCUUAACUUUUGCACUAAAAAAAUAAAAAAAAAAUCUUGACUUUCGGGGGCCCACUUUAAUAUCACAUUGAGAGGACAGUUUUAUGUUGCCCCCAUAUUUAAAAUUGAUAUUUGUGAAAUAUUACAAAUUUGCGGGAACUCAUUCUGCAGUCUCCUUUAUUUUUCUGUGCGAACGGUGAUUACUGGUUACUAAACUGUUUCUAAACCAGUCUGAUUGCAAACGAACGAUGUUCGAACGGCCUUCUGUCUAGUGCCUAAAUAGACACUGGAAGCUUGCAGGGUACACCGACACAUUUUGGUAGAAAAAUUGAUUGCUGCAGCAUAACAUUCUUUUGAGGUGUUUGGAAUAUAUGGCUAGCUUUUUAUUUUUUUUCUGGUUUUGCCAAGGUUUACUUAAAACUGGAAGAUGUCUUUAAACUUUAAGGCAAGUCCUAGCAAGACAUUGGAUUCACUCUUAAGAAGCGGAGUUGUCACUUUACUAAAUGCGUCCAUUUUUCCAUUCCUUCCCAGAAGAUACAACUUAAAUCACCUUGCCGCCUCCUCACAAUGUGCUUUCAAGGGAACGGUCAAGAAAAACUGCUUCCGUGGGAUAGCUAUUUUAAAUAAAUCCCCCAUCUAUAUGAAAUUACAUUUUGCCAAAUGUUUACAAUUUUAAUUAAGUUCUGUCCUUUAAGGGAUGUGGGGAGGGGAAGAGUUGCUGUGUUUUGUUUUCAUUUCAAUUUAGUUUUUCUCCUUUCUGUAUUUUCCUUAAAUGGUUUGCAAAAUGAGCCACUGGGCUGUUAAAUGGGACCAAAGGUACCUCAAUGUGCCUUAAAUAGUUGGUUUCCAUCAUUGUGUUUUUGUAGUCCAUGAACGCUCCUGUAUUCCAAAUUACAAUGUGUCCUGUUCCUGUUUUUGUAUUUGUGCAGAACACCAAUUUCUAAUGGUCUCAUGCAGCUCAGACUUUGCCCUAUAUAUGCCCAAAGACUUUUUUUGCCAAUCUGUGUCAUGCAUUUUUCUUUUGACAAAUAAUUUUAGGGGAUGGAGCUGGAUUGUUUUUGUUUUAAAUUAUGUAGAGCUGUUCUCAUUUAAAUGUCUGUUCCUGUUCCUUUUUAUGGGCUGACACAGGGGUAGGUAAUGUCUGGCACUUCGGCUGCUGUACGCUAUGCCAUGCGUGGCAGACUAUCAGAGCUAGUCGACUGCUGUUAGGAGUGUCAGAGGCUGCAUAUCCUUGCACUGAAGGAACCUUUGAACUGCUGUUGUACAUACAGUUGUGCAGGAGGGGGGGCAAAACUAUUUAUUAUGUUUGUAAAAUUCUGUACAAUUGCAGAUUAAGGAUGCGUUUAUUUUGUUUUCAUUUUUUUUUUCUUUACGGAAUUGUUUUUCAAAUGACAUGCUUAGAAUCGGAUUUUAGAAGACUUAUUUGAUCUAUAAGUUUUAAUAUUUUAACUUUGCAAAUACCUUUUAAUUAAAGUUAUUUUAGAAA
This is a messenger RNA of Pelobates fuscus (common spadefoot toad), 4102 nucleotides long. RefSeq names its product general transcription factor IIA subunit 1 (gene GTF2A1). Lineage: Eukaryota; Metazoa; Chordata; Amphibia; Anura; Pelobatidae. The record is from RefSeq and is a predicted model, not a curated record. The transcript has 9 exons. The coding region runs from base 812 to 1924 and encodes 370 amino acids. Gene Ontology annotation, cellular component: transcription factor TFIIA complex. Gene Ontology annotation, biological process: transcription by RNA polymerase II; transcription initiation at RNA polymerase II promoter.